CUGAUCAUUUGAAUUUGACAAUUGGAUGAUAAGAACGUAGACUGUAUAGGGUCCAGGCAUAAUUCUCACUUUCAGUUCCCAUUUGUCUGGUGAAGUCAGAGCUCAGCAACAUUGCAUGUUUCUCUGUGAAGCAAUAAGAAAAACUUAACGUUCAUCACAAGCUUCAAGAAUCAAGAUUCUCAUGCUGCCUUGUUUACAUGAUGAACGGCUAUGUCAUAUCAUCUGCCUCAGAGGCAAUCACUCCGAAUGAACCAGAGGAUUAUCGACCACCUGCAGAGCUGUACCCCUACCUCACUAAUGUGGGGGAGAUUUAUGAAGACCAUAGAUGGACCUUCCACUCAGAGCGCGUCCAGCCAACAGACUUUGAGAAUUCUCCAGCGAAUCCCCUCACAGAGCUUCAGCCUGUGUCUCCCCAACAACUGAUGCAACCCUAUCGCUACAGCAGCGAGCCUCUGCCCCUUCACCUGGACCCACCACUCGGACCUCUCUCUGUGUCACCACAAAUCCCAUAUUACACCCCAACUCUGUGCUACCAGUACCAACCCUCUGCCUCGCCUGGCCAUUACUACUCAGAAGAGGAACAAAGAGGACUCAGUCCCCCGCUCGAGGUAUCAGAUGGGGAGGAUGAAUUGGAAGACCACAACCACUCCUCUUUCAGGAAAGACACUAACAACAAGAAGAAAAUACGCUUGUACCAGUUCCUCCUGGACCUGCUAAGAAACGGAGACAUGAGUGACAGUAUCUGGUGGGUGGACCAGGACAAGGGCAUCUUCCAGUUCUCCACAAAACACAAAGAAGUUCUGGCCAGCCACUGGGGUAUUCAGAAAGGAAACCGCAAAAAAAUGACAUACCAAAAAAUGGCUCGAGCUCUGAGGAACUAUGGUAAAACUGGAGAGAUUAUAAAAGUAAAGAAGAAGCUAACCUACCAGUUCAGUGAGUUAGUGCUGAGGAACGUCUACUUACAUCAGUGUCCUCGCUGAGGACACUGAGGGAACAACGGUUGUCUUUCAUUAUGCUGAAAUCACCAAACUAGCCAAGAGAUUGUGUUUUGCCUGUUCACUUGUUUUCCUACCAAGUUUUCUUACCUAUUUAUUUGUGUUGCCAGUGUACAUCCUCUACAGCAUUUGCUUCCAUAUAAACUGCUUCAUUUCAGACUCAAAUUAAGUUUGUGUGUUUAUGUCUGUGUACAAGGAUUAUUAAAGGGAGGUUAAAGAUCAGGGACAGCUAAAAAAUAAAUUGAAUUCUUUUACAUUA
Siniperca chuatsi (mandarin fish) is the source of this 1254-nucleotide messenger RNA. RefSeq names its product Spi-1 proto-oncogene a (gene spi1a). Gene Ontology annotation, biological process: cell differentiation; regulation of transcription by RNA polymerase II. The transcript is spliced from 5 exons. The coding region runs from base 198 to 980 and encodes 260 amino acids. The record is from RefSeq and is a predicted model, not a curated record. Gene Ontology annotation, cellular component: nucleus. NCBI's taxonomy places the organism in Eukaryota, Metazoa, Chordata, Actinopteri, Centrarchiformes, Sinipercidae. Gene Ontology annotation, molecular function: sequence-specific DNA binding; DNA-binding transcription factor activity, RNA polymerase II-specific.